GCCCACUUUGGAAUAAUGUUACAUUAAUUGCAGACAUUUUCUGAUAUUCUUGUUAAACAAGCAGACGAUGUUUCUUCGGAACACAAUUACCAGGUAGAGUGAAUUUCCAUGUGGCCAAUGAAAUGGUGAGUGAAUAAUGGUGGUUUGAGGGAAUAAUUGAGUUCAGUCAUCAGUGCAACCGUUGCUGCAAGUGCCCACCCCAAAGCCACCAUGCAUGGGAAACCCUUCCAUUUUCCGGUGAUUCUACUGCUCCUGUGCCAGUACUGUGUCUUAUCAUUUUGCAUACGAGGUAAACCACCAUCCUCCUCCGGGUUGGCGCCGGAAGACUCCGAUGUAGCCAUGCUGUUGAAUAAUCUUAGCGAUUCGGUGAGAGAACGGCCAGAUGAGGUGUCGUACUUCGAAGAGGACGAGCUGGGAUUGUCGAUUGUGAUGGGGGCAGCUGGAAGCAAUAUUGGUCAUCGGGCAGCCAAACGGUCGGCCGAUUGGAUUAAUCGCAUCGAGGUACAGGACGACGAUAUCAGUGCUAAUUACAUCGUAUACAACGUUGGAGUGCUAAUGGCAUCUCAUUUGGAUUCGCCAUUCGAUUUGGAACGAUGCGGACCAGCAGUAGACUUAGCGUUAGAUUUUAUAAACGAUUUUUUGGGAAAGACACAUAGCAUCAAACUGAAGAAAGUUCAAGCAAGCUACGCCUCCUGCUCGGGAGCCAAAUCGCCCGGCCUUGCGGCGGAUAUGCACUUCAAGAACAACGUGGUGGCCUUCAUCGGACCUGCAUGUGCCUUUGCGUUGGAACCGGUGGCCCGACUGGCCGACUACUGGAAUACACCCAUCAUCACUGGAAUGGGCGACCAGCCCCCAUCGGAAGGUGAGCUCUCGGUUACAUCCGGAAUCCUGGGACGUUUGAGUAAUAAAUGGAAAAACGAAAGCACGGGAAUAUUCAAGGACAAAUCCAAAUAUCAGACGUUGACUCGCAUGUCGUACUGCCAGUGUCGCCUGAAGCUGGUGUUCUCGAGCAUUUUUCACACGUUCGACUGGAGGCACAUUGCCCUGAUAUUGGAUCGGUCGGAUUUGUUUUCACUGACGGUGGGAAAGAAUCUCGAGUACGGGCUCAAGGAGGAAGACCUUCUGACCUGCGUGCGGGAACUGGAUGGUAACGACGAAGAGGACCUGGAUAACUACUUGCGGGAUGUGAGCAUGUAUGCUCGAGUGAUUAUCUUGUCCGUGAGGGGCAGUUUGGUGCGAAAGUUCAUGCUCUCCGCCCACCGGCUCGGUAUGACGAGGGGUGAGUUCACGUUUUUAGAUGUGGAAAUCUUCCAAAGCUCCUACUGGGGCGACCACUACUGGGAAUUGGGCGAUGAAGACGACCAAACUGCUCGGAAGGCGUAUGAAGCCCUGCUGAGAGUCUCUUUGCUUCAGCCCACGAGCCCCUCGUACCAGAUUUUCGCCGACCAGGUGAGAAUUCGUGCCAAACGGGACUACAAUUACACCUUUGUGGAGGACGAGGAGGUGAACUUUUUCAUCGGAGCCUUUUUCGAUGGUGUUUACCUGCUGGGUAUGGCGCUGAACGAGACACUGACUGAGGGCGGCAAUAUUCGAGACGGAACGGCCAUCACUCGGAAGAUGUGGAACAGAAGCUUCGACGGCAUUACUGGAAACGUGCGAAUCGACGACAAUGGAGAUCGGGACGCAGAUUACUCCAUUCUCGACCUGGACCCCAUUACCGGACGCUUCGAGGUGGUAGCCCAUUAUUACGGACGAACAAGAGCUUACUCUCCGGUGAAGGGCAAACGAAUCCACUGGCCAGGUGGCCGGGAAGGUCCUCCACCCGAUGUUCCCAAGUGUGGAUUUUUGGGAACAUCACCGUCGUGCCAAGGAAGCGAAAUAAUUCUCAUCUACGCGUUGAUCGGGUUUGGGAUAAUAUCUGCGUUCGGCGCCGCCGUCACGUACAUUCUUUGCAAGCAAAUGAAGUUAAAUAACGAACUGAACAACAUGUCCUGGCGGGUGCGCCCGGAUGAGGUUCUACUGGAAGUAGGACGACUUUUCGGCAGUAAAAUGGGACUGCAGAAGUUGAACUAUGAGAAUUUUUCCCUCCAGCAAUUCGGAAGCUCCGGUCGUGCGUCCAUUUCCAGUGGCCACUCCCAAUUGCCAGCCCAGUUGUUCACCACUAUCGGCAUCUACAAGGGUGAGCGAGUUGCCAUCAAAAAGGUAGCCAAAAAGAAGGUUUACAUAACCUCAACGCUGCUCUGGGAAAUCAAACAAGCCCGAGACGUAAGCCACGAGAAUACAGUUCGCUUUGUGGGCGCAUGCAUCGAUCUACCGAGGCCGACCAUUCUGAUAUUGACCGAAUACUGUCCGAAAGGUAGUCUCAAGGAUGUUCUGGAAAACGAAGCCAUUCAGCUGGAUUGGAAUUUCCGAAUGUCGUUGAUUCAUGAUGUCGUCAAAGGAAUGGCGUAUCUUCACAACAGUGACGUUGGAGUUCAUGGAAAGCUACGGUCCUGUAACUGUCUGAUCGAUGGCCGAUUUGUUCUGAAGAUCUCCGAUUUUGGACUUCGUACUCUGACGACUCCGUCGGAGUUUGUGCGGGAUCAAAACUACUACAACAAAUUGAGUUUUCCAGAGUUACUGUGGGUAGCACCCGAGCUGCUUCCGACAACGGUGAUCCCAGGAACGCCGGCAACUCAGAAGGGAGAUGUCUACUCGUUUGCGAUCAUUCUGGAGGAGAUCGUUGUUCGAGGUGGACCGUACGAGACGGCUCGGCAGUUUAUGGACCCACAGCAGAUUGCGGAAAGAGUUGCAGCUCAUGAAAGCCCUCCUUUUAGACCUUUUGUUGGCCAGAGAGACUGUCCCCCGGAUUUGCUGGAUCUAAUGGAGAAAUGUUGGUCGGAUAGUCCAGACGAUCGUCCAAGUUUCAUUCAAAUAAAGAGCACGGUUAAACUGAUUAUGAAAGGUUUUUGCGAGAAUCUUAUGGACGACUUGCUGCGUCGUAUGGAGCAGUACGCCAACAAUUUGGAAAGCUUGGUCGAAGAGAAAACCGAACAGCUCAGUAUGGAGAAACGGCGUACCGAAGAGCUUCUGUAUCAGGUUCUACCGAGGCCGGUGGCACAGCAACUUCUUGCCGGGGAAAUGGUCCAACCGGAGCAGUUCGAAUGUGUCACAAUCUAUUUCAGUGAUAUUGUAGGCUUUACGGCACUUUGCGCUCAAAGUCGACCAAUGGAGGUCGUCGACUUCCUGAACGAUUUGUACAGCACUUUCGAUAGAAUAAUUGAAUUUUACGACGUUUACAAGGUGGAAACCAUCGGAGAUGCCUACAUGGUGGUAUCGGGACUUCCGGAGCGAAAUGGACACGAUCAUGCGCGGGAAAUCGGUUUAAUGUCGUUGGCGAUUUUGGAUGCGGUAAAGUCAUUCACAAUCAAGCACAAACCUGAACAGCAGCUGAAGAUUCGUAUUGGGAUCCAUUCGGGACCGGUUUGCGCUGGAGUUGUUGGGCAGAAAAUGCCUCACUAUUGUUUGUUCGGUGAUACGGUUAAUACGGCAUCGAGGAUGGAAUCUACUGGACAUCCAUUGAAAAUUCAUGUGUCUGAGGCGGCUAAACAAAUCCUAGACAAAUUUGGAACUUUUCGAUUGGAAUUGCGAGGAGAAGUUGAACUUAAAGGAAAAGGAAUCUGCACAACGUUUUGGUUAUUGGAAUGUUCUGAACCAGAUCCAAGGCCCCCAACACCGAUGAAAAACUACAUUGAUAAUGAUGUUCCAUUUCCGAUUCUCUUCCCGGCAAUCGGAAAAUAAGUUUAAACGUAUCAAACAAUUUUAACGCAAGGAAAAACUAGUCAUGGUGUCUUAUCAGAACAAACAAAUCACAGAUAUUUAUACAUAUUCAUAUUGCUAUGUCACGAUACACGGGCUUUUAACUAGUUGCAACAAUGAAUGUCAAUUCAAAUAGGAAUCUCUCGUUUAAGUACAUAUAUGAACAGAAAUCAAAUCGUGUUAGAAAUUGAGACAGAUGAGAAGAUAUUUUUGUGCUUGGGAUUAUAUAAUAAUUGAAACUGAUAGGAAAUAAAUGGACUGAAUGUAGAAUGCUCUUAUUA
Molecule: messenger RNA, 4079 nt
Organism: Aedes aegypti (yellow fever mosquito)
Lineage: Eukaryota; Metazoa; Arthropoda; Insecta; Diptera; Culicidae
Product: atrial natriuretic peptide receptor 1
Exons: 15
Coding region: 211-3780 (1189 amino acids)
Biological process (GO): receptor guanylyl cyclase signaling pathway; cGMP biosynthetic process; protein phosphorylation
Cellular component (GO): membrane
Molecular function (GO): ATP binding; peptide receptor activity; protein kinase activity
Source: RefSeq, a predicted model, not a curated record